AUGUCCCUCUCACCCGCAAUUAAAUCAGUACUCUCCACACCCACCUCCACCUCCACCUCCUCCUCCAAGCAAUCCAUGUCCCUCGCUCUAAUCGCCCUCUCCAGUUCUUCCUCCUCUCUCCAGUACGCCGACACAGUCUCACCCUCACCAAUCACGCUCCUCAACAUGCGCUUCCUGCAGACGCGAAUCGACCAUCUCCGCAUCAAGCUCGAGCACCAUCAGGAGCGCCACAAUGCCCUCGAGCUGAAGGACGCCGAAUUGUCGCUCAAGAUGCUCAAGCACGACGAGGCCGGGCUGUAUCAUUUCUACCUGGCGGCGGAGCGCGCCAAGACGAGGGAGGCGAUGGAGAAGAAUAGAGAUAAGUUGAAGGGCCUUAAGAAGAAUCUGGAUGAGCUGUUGUUGAAGAAUUAA
This is a messenger RNA of Morchella importuna, 411 nucleotides long. RefSeq lists its product as uncharacterized. The record is from RefSeq and is a predicted model, not a curated record. NCBI's taxonomy places the organism in Eukaryota, Fungi, Ascomycota, Pezizomycetes, Pezizales, Morchellaceae. The transcript has a single exon. Bases 1 to 411 code for a protein of 136 amino acids.